CCUUCUCGGCUAUUUCAACAUGUCGUCCAUCAAAGAUAACUACUCUCUCUUCUCGGUAUACGAAUAAAUUUUUGAUAAUGGAUUUCGGCUGACUUUUUAAUCAGAUCCCGGCAGCAUGGUUCGUUGCUUUCGUCCCGCAUGUGUAUUCGACGCUGUACUACACAGCCGACAAAACAUCUCCUCGAAACUACAUGUCCGUCCUAGAAAAGGACCAGACAAUUGAUCAAGCCACCAAAGACCGCUUCACCCGCAUUAAAGGAGCGCAACAAAACGGGUUCGAAAAUCUAGGGUUCUUCGCAGCUGCCGUCGUUGCCGGCAAUCUCGCUGGACUCUCCUCAAGCACCCUCAAUGGAUUGAGUGCAGGGUAUGUUGUGAGCAGGGUGGUGUACACCGCCGUCUACAUCAGCAAUACCAACCCGAAGUUUUCUGAUUUGAGGUCUCUGCUCUGGCUUAUUGGGAUUGGGCAAUGUAUCACUUUGUGUGUCAAAGCUGGAAAGGCUUUGCAGGGAGAGCCUCUGGCAUAAUGGGCUUAGCCGAGGUGGAGGUGUGAGAUGAGAGCUGGUUGAUGGCCUAGGCUGGUUGGUGGCCAGGAUGGUGGUGAAAUAACAGCAAGAUAGAAAGAAUAGAACAAAUACUCAACAGAAGUUGCG
Molecule: messenger RNA, 650 nt
Organism: Hyaloscypha bicolor E
Lineage: Eukaryota; Fungi; Ascomycota; Leotiomycetes; Helotiales; Hyaloscyphaceae
Exons: 2
Coding region: 192-524 (110 amino acids)
Cellular component (GO): membrane
Source: RefSeq, a predicted model, not a curated record